This is a messenger RNA of Plutella xylostella (diamondback moth), 1748 nucleotides long. It is a transcript of the gene PIG-A, whose product is annotated as phosphatidylinositol glycan anchor biosynthesis class A. Gene Ontology annotation, cellular component: glycosylphosphatidylinositol-N-acetylglucosaminyltransferase (GPI-GnT) complex. Lineage: Eukaryota; Metazoa; Arthropoda; Insecta; Lepidoptera; Plutellidae. Gene Ontology annotation, biological process: GPI anchor biosynthetic process. The record is from RefSeq and is a predicted model, not a curated record. Gene Ontology annotation, molecular function: phosphatidylinositol N-acetylglucosaminyltransferase activity.
UUCAAGCGAUUUUAGCGCAAACGCUAAGCCGCAACUAUUUACGAAAUUAUUGUAAAUAAACAAACCAGUAUUUAAUUUAAGGACAAAACAUAUAUAUUUUGGAUUCUCAUCCAUCUAUGAAGAUAUGGGUUUUCAUUCUGAAAUAUCUAAAAGAAAACAGAGAAGGCAUGUGAUAUGUAUGGCAUCGGACUUCUUUUUUCCAAAUACGGGAGGAGUGGAGGAACAUAUCUACAAUUUAUCACAAUGUCUGAUAAAAAGAGGACACAAGGUGGUGGUCAUAACACACUCAUAUGGUGAUAGAGUUGGAAUACGGUAUUUAACAGCAGGACUCAAAGUUUAUUACUUGCCUAUAACUGUAUUUUACAGCCAAUGUGUCCUGCCAACUAUGAUUUGCAAUAUAUUUUUACUGAGAUACAUUUUAAUACGAGAGAGUAUUGAAAUAGUGCAUGGGCAUUCUGCUUUCAGUGUAUUGGGCCAUGAAGUUUCAAUAAUUGGAAAGCUACUAGGUCUGAAAACUGUUUUUACAGAUCAUAGCCUAUUUGGCUUUGCAGACACUUCAGCUGUUCUGACUAAUAAAUACCUUCAAAUGUGCCUGACUGAAUGUGACCACUGCAUCUGUGUCUCUCAUACAGGGAAGGAAAACACAGUGCUCCGAGCUAAAGUCAAAGCACACAAAGUGUCAGUAAUCCCAAAUGCCGUGGACACUUAUACAUUUACUCCAGAUCCAACUAAAAGGAAUCCAGAUGUUAUUACCAUUGUUAUUGUAUCUAGAUUGGUUUACAGAAAAGGAGUUGAUUUAAUGGCAGCUGUAAUCACAGAAAUGUGUCCCAGAUAUCCUAAUUUGCGAUUCAUUGUGGGUGGAGACGGACCAAAAAUGUGGCUUCUUCAAGAACUAAGAGAAAGGAAAGGAUACCAACACUGUGUCUCCUUACUAGGGAGCUUAAAACAUUCUGAAGUUAGAAAUGUUCUAGUUAAAGGAGACAUAUUUCUGAAUACAUCACUGACUGAAGCAUACUGCAUGGCUAUAGUGGAAGCAGCAUCUUGCGGUCUGAAAGUAGUAUCGACUAAAGUUGGUGGUAUUCCUGAAGUACUACCUGAUUCUAUGAUUUAUCUAACUGAGCCUACAGUUGAAAGUCUAGUCAAAGGUGUAGAAGAUGCUAUGAGAGAUAUAACUCAAGAUAAUAUUCUCUGUCCAUAUGAAUGUAACAAAAUGAUAAGAAAGAUGUACCAUUGGAUGGAUGUUACCAAAAGAACUGAAAUAAUUUAUGAUUCUAUUCAUUUAAAUAAGAAUAAACCCUUGGGAAUGCAGUUGAAAAACUAUUUAUCUUGUGGUGUUUGGCCUUUUUUACUGGUGAUAAGUUUAAUGUAUUUGUUAUUACAACUUGCAGAAAGAUUGUACAAAAGGAAAAAUAUUGAUAUAGCUAAAGAUUUAAAACUUAACUAGAGAAGAAAUUGACAAAAAUAUGUUGGAAUGAUUAUUUAUUUACUGUUAAUUCAUAUUUUAUAGUUUGUGUGUGAUCUCUAAUAACAAAAGAACUAUUACUUCCAAUAGUUAGCCACUGCACAAUACAUCAUAGAUACAAUGUAUAGCUUAGCAUAAUAUUAUAUUAUAACAUUUAAAUAAUGAUAGUUAUUGCAAAAUGUAGUAAUAUUUAUAGUUUUUUAAGAUAACUACGUUUUUGCAAUGGACUGACCAUUUAUACAAAUAAUAAAGUAUUGUUUUAUCUAAUAAUAAUAAUAUACUUAUU